Molecule: messenger RNA, 852 nt
Organism: Bactrocera neohumeralis
Lineage: Eukaryota; Metazoa; Arthropoda; Insecta; Diptera; Tephritidae
Product: keratin, type I cytoskeletal 10-like
Exons: 1
Coding region: 1-852 (283 amino acids)
Source: RefSeq, a predicted model, not a curated record
AUGUGGUUCCAGCCAAGAGUGUUACUAGCUUGCUUGUUAGCUCUCACAACAUCUACUGCUUAUGCUGAAGAGGCGCAACUGACGCCGCCAGCCACGAGUUACGGUGUACCCGACUACAGACAAACGCGCUCUCUCGGCGUUGAUGGUGACUAUAGCAAUGACCUAGUUGGCCUUUCGACAGAUCUCAGUGGCUUAACGAGUGAUUUCAGUGGACCCAGUACCAGUUAUAGUCAUGCAGCAAGUGGUCUGGAUGACAGUCUCAGUGGACUUAGCGCCAACAAUGCAGUAUACAGCAACGCCGACGCUUACACGAAUGCGCUCAAUGGGUUUACCAAUUACGGUGGCGACCUCAGCGCAUUACAAUCGGUGCAACAAAUUCCAGUAUAUUCUCAAUUGCAACAGGUUCAGCAAGUUCCAGUGAUAUCUAGUCUACAAAGCGUACAGCAAGUGCCUGUAAUAUCUAGCGUGCAGCAGCCGAUCGUGGUGCAACAGCCGGUCGCAGUACAACAGCCGGCACUGGGUGUUGAAGGUCGUAGUUUGGGUGGUGCCGGCAUUGCGGCACUAGGCGGUGGCUUGGCGGGUGCUGGUAUCGGUGGUUUAGCAGGCGCUGGUGCUGGCUUUGGCGGUGGUUUCAAGCGCUACCGCACCAGCAUACAUAUUCGCUCGCGAGGCUUUGGCGGUGGCCUAGGAGGUUUUGGUGGCGUUGGAGGUGUUGGUGGUCUCGGCGGUUUGGGUGGUUUCAAAGGCAUCGGCGGCGGUUUCGGAGGUGGUCAUUACAAAGCGCGCUAUGCAGAGAGUUCAGGCGGUGGUUUCGCUGGUGCUGGUGGUGUCGCUGGCGGUUUCCUAGGCUAA